AUGCAGGCACAGAUCGCAGGGCUGCUGCAAGGCGGCAGAGCGCUCCUUCCGAGUCUUGGAGUUGAGCCAGGUGGUAAUUCCCACUUACGGAACGGUGCCAGAUCAGCAAAACCUUCAUACUCCAGAAUGGGCUGCUUUUGAUGAUAAGCCUGACUCCUUGUUCUUCAGUGAUGGGCAGCGAAGAAUUGACUUUGUUUUGGUGUAUGAAGAUGAAAGCAAAAAGAUGACUCACAAGAGGAGUGACCGUAAAAAGCAAAAGAGGAAGAGACAAGUUUAUGAAUCCAAUCUGAUAAACAACGGUCUGCAACUUGAAGCCACAAGAUCGGUCUUGGAUGAAAAACUUGUUUUUGUAAAAGUGCACGCACCUUGGGAAGUGCUUUGCAGAUAUGCUGAGGUUAUGCACAUAAAAUUGCCUCUGCAGCCUGAUGACCUGAAAACCCGGGAUUCAGCUUUCAGCUGGUUUAGUAGUCUGUUCAGAGUGGAUGAAAAUAUCAUCAAACCUGAGCAAGAGUUUUUCACUGCCCCCUUUGAACGGGAACAUUUGUCCAACUUCUAUAUUCAAGACAAAGAUACAUUUUUCAAUCCUGCAACUAGAAGCCGAAUUGUUCAUUUUAUCCUCUCCCGUGUGGAAUAUGCAACGAAAAACAAUGUGAAGAAGUUUGGCAUUAACAAAUUGCUAGAUUCUGGAAUCUACAAAGCUGCGUUUCCCCUUCAUGAUUCUAGUUUCAGUCACCUGUCAACUGACCCUGACUGUCCAAGUGAACGAUAUCUUCUCUACAAAGAAUGGGCUCACCCUAAAAACAUUUUCAAACUUCAACCACUGGAUUUUAUCAGGAAGUAUUACGGAGAGAAAAUUGGAAUCUAUUUUGCUUGGCUGGGCUUUUACACUAAUAUGCUGAUCGUAGCUGCAGUUGUUGGAGUUGGCUGUUUUCUGUAUGGAUGCCUGACAAAGGACAACUGCACCUGGAGCCAAGAAGUAUGUGAUCCCAGCAUAGGAGGUAAAAUCAUAAUGUGCCCUCAAUGUGAUAAAGUAUGUACCUACUGGAACCUCACCAUCACUUGUGAAUCAUCCAAGAAACUCUGUAUAUUUGAUAGCUUUGGAACACUGGUAUUUGCAGUAUUUAUGGGAAUAUGGGUUACCUUGUUUUUGGAGUUUUGGAAGCGAAGGCAGGCAGAACUGGAGUACGAAUGGGACACGGUUGAGUACUUAGAACAGGAAGAACAAAUUCGGCCCGAAUAUGAAGCACAGUGCACACAUGUAGUAAUGAAUGAAAUCACACAGCAAGAAGAGCAUGUGCCAUACACCGCCUGUGGAAAAUGCAUUCGUAUGACUUUCUGUACAAGUGCAGUCUUUUUCUGGAUUGUUUUGAUUAUCGCUUCAGUUAUUGGAGUCAUUGUCUACAGACUUUCAGUUUUCCUGGUGUUUUCUGCAACGUUGCCACAACACGUUAAUGGAACACUAGCAAUCCGCAAGUACCUGACUCCACAAACAGCUACUUCAGUAACUGCUUCAAUCAUAAGCUUUUUAGUCAUUAUGAUUCUGAACAUCGUCUAUGAGAAAGUGGCAAUCAUGAUUACUGACUUUGAGCUUCCGAGGACACAGACCGAUUAUGAAAACAGUCUGACCACAAAGAUGUUCUUAUUCCAAUUUGUCAACUACUAUUCUUCAUGCUUCUACAUAGCUUUUUUUAAGGGUAAAUUUGUAGGUUACCCUGGAAAACCAGUUUAUUGGCUGGGAAAAUAUCGCAAUGAGGAGUGCGAUCCAGGUGGAUGUCUCCUUGAGCUCACAACUCAACUUGCCAUCAUCGUAGGAGGUAAAGCAAUCUGGAAUAACAUUCAAGAAGUACUUCUUCCUUGGGUUAAGAAUCUAAUCAGAAGAUAUUGUGCAGCUGCUAGAUCAGAAAAAAUUGUUCCACGCUGGGAGCACGAUUAUCACCUGCAGCCCAUUGGAAAACUCGGAUUGUUUUAUGAAUACCUUGAAAUGGUUAUACAGUUCGGAUUUGUCACUCUAUUUGUGGCAUCAUUCCCUCUGGCUCCUCUACUGGCUCUUAUUAACAAUAUGCUGGAAAUCCGCCUGGAUGCCUGGAAGAUGACGACGCAGUUCAGACGCAUGGUUCCGCAGAAAGCACAAGACAUAGGAGCGUGGCAGCCCAUCAUGCAAGGAAUAGCCAUUCUGGCCGUGGUUACCAAUGCCAUGAUAAUUGCGUUUACAUCUGACAUGAUUCCUCGUCUGGUUUAUUACUGGUCCUUUUCAGUCCCUCCUUAUGGGAAUCACAUCACUUACACUAUGAAAGGCUAUAUAAACAAUACGCUCUCUGUCUUCAAUGUCUCAGACUUCAAGAAUGAAAGCAAGCCGUUUCCCCCUUGGCUUGGGAACCAAACAACAUGCAGGUACCGUGAUUUCCGCUACCCUCCUGGUCACCAGCAUCAGUAUGAGCAUAACAUAUAUUACUGGCAUGUCCUUGCAGCCAAGCUGGCGUUCAUCAUUGUCAUGGAGCAUGUCAUAUACUUUGUGAAGUUUAUUAUUUCAUACGCAAUACCGGAUGUAUCACAGAAGACCAAGAGCAAAGUUAAACGAGAGAAAUACCUAACACAGAAACUCUUGCAUGAAAAUGACGUCAAAGUUGUGAAGAAAACCAUGGGGAAAAUAGCUGACAAAAUUUUCAAAGGAGUAGAUGGUCCUUUCCGACCUAAAAAUGAAUAAGUACUUUUUUAUAUGAAAUAACAAUACUUACUCAGCUUAUGCCUAUCCAUACAUUACCAACAGCUAAUCAAGAACUUUGGAUUAACUCCCUCUGCUAAAUACUGUUUCUUGCAACUGUCUCCUGCACAUUUCCAUGUUUCCCAUAGGCAAAAAAACCACUGAGACUUGGUGAAGAAUUAUCACUUUUUAAAACAGCUUUAGUAGGUCAUACUUUUCUAACCUGUGAUGAUAGAUAUUAUUUAUUAUCUUAAGAUUAUGCACAUUAAUUCUGAAAUGCAUAGAGUGCUUUGCACUUUCUUUAGGCCUCAGCUAUUUGAUCUGUUGUAGAACUUGACUAAAGCUCGAAGAACCAGGAUUGUUUUCUGUAAGACUAACAUCACUUCCUGUGAAAGAGUUUUGAUUGCCUGAUAAAGCAAACGCCAAAAAUAUGAAACAAAGAGGAAAAAACAAGCUAUGAAGGAGAGAGAGGAAAACACAACUCAAAAUCCUGUUUCGAAGCAAUUGCAAUUGAUAUACUGAGCACUGUUCUGUGCUGCACUGAGGAGUUAUGCAGACUGGAAUGGAUAAUAAGGUAUUUCGGAUAAUCAUGGGCUUGGAUCCCAAGAAGCAGCAAGAGCGGAAGCCCAUCCUGUUCAUCAAUCUCUACGCAAACAGGAGAAUUGCCUUUGAAAUCAAUGCAUACAAACUGACUUAGAGCACUCUGAGCGAGCAGAAAAUCAGGUAUUUUGUCUUUCCCUAGUCAAUGAACUUUCAUUAGUUCCCUUGGCCUUGUAACCUCGAAGGUCUCUACCCUUUAGUAGUGGUAAGUGAUAAAAGUCUUUCCAUGUACUCGAUCAAUAUUUGCAGAGGGCUCUCUUGCAUUUCCCCCACGCCAGGGGCACCGUUCACUUCCCAGGUGGAUUUCAACAUGCAAAGAACAGAUGUGCAGCUGACCCUGCCAUGGUGCAAUAUUGUACGAUGAGUCCAAGUUGGACAUGGCCGUGGAUCUACUGAAACUUCAGACCGGAAUAAACAACAUGCCUUAACUGAGCAUCAAACUUUAUGAAACUUGAAAUAACAAGGAGGAUGUUAGAUAUAUGGAUAAAAUCCUCAAAUUCGGCUGUGUAUCUCCUUGGUGAUUUUGUGCCUUGCGGAUUAAGCCUGAAUGUAGAGCUCCACUUUGAGUCUACAUCAGCACCUUUCCAGAUUAUUAACUGCUUUGUGUUUUAAUGGUUAUAAGGGACCAAUUGCUACAGAUCUUGAAAACAAAAUCAUGUUAAAAAAAGUAAAAUGGUGUCUGCAUUCUGUAAACCUGGGAAUUACUGAUGGGUUUGUAGUUUUGUACUCCCAAAAUUGAUUAAUAUACAGAAUUCUUAGGCAGAUUAUUUAUGGAGCUCCUUCCUUAUUUUGAAGUUUGCAGAAACUUAAGUAGCACCAAUAUCAUGUACUUUAUUCCAGCAAGAUAGUCUGUCACUAUAAAUGGUUGUCAGCCAGAACGGGGCUGGCAC
Nothoprocta perdicaria is the source of this 4191-nucleotide messenger RNA. RefSeq names its product anoctamin 6 (gene ANO6). Gene Ontology annotation, molecular function: chloride channel activity; protein dimerization activity. Lineage: Eukaryota; Metazoa; Chordata; Aves; Tinamiformes; Tinamidae. Gene Ontology annotation, biological process: calcium activated phosphatidylcholine scrambling; chloride transmembrane transport; calcium activated phosphatidylserine scrambling. Gene Ontology annotation, cellular component: plasma membrane. Bases 224 to 2704 code for a protein of 826 amino acids. The transcript has 20 exons. The record is from RefSeq and is a predicted model, not a curated record.